AUGGUCAACGCGCUAAGACCACCUCCAGAAGUGGUGGCUUCCUGGCCAAAGCCCAACUUCGUCAACUCGGAGACUCACGGCCCAGGUCUUAUGGUGGUGGCAUCCAUGCUGCCCUCUAUCGCCGUCGGAGUUGUUGCAACGCGACUCUACGCCAGAAUCUACAUCACACGGGCAUUCGGCAUUGAUGACGUGCUUAUUGUGGCGGGAUUGGUCUUCGGUAUAGCGCUGUCAUGCCUCGUGAUGGUUGGAAACCAGGUAUACUACAAUGGGUAUCACAUAUGGGACACCCCUCCAGCGAGCGCUGUACCACACAGGCUCAAUGUAUGGAUUGCCCAAGUGUGCUACACACUAUCCCUGUCAUGUGUCAAAAUCAGUGUCCUCCUCUUCUACCGCCGCCUCAGUGUGUCAUUCACAAGAGGCUUUCUUAUCGCCGUCUGGAUCGGAAUAGCAUAUAACAUUGUCUACGUGGUCGGCUUCAUCAUGGCAUUGUGCCUGCUUUGCCGACCUCUGGACGCGUACUGGAAGAGUUUCAACUUGGAGUACUAUGCCACGGCCAACUUCACAUGUGGCAGCGAGCAGAUUGCGGAACCGUUGUCUGCUAUAUUCAGCGUCAUCGGCGACGCCUACAGCACUAUUCUGCCGCUUGUCCUGGUCAGCCGGCUAUCGCUUCCAUCACGUCAGAAGUGGGCGCUCUACUUCCUCUUCAGCCUAGGGUUCUCGGUCGUGAUAUGUGGUGCAGUUCGCAGCUACUACAUGUACCGAGUCGUCAACGUCGACUAUGACUUCACCUGGACGCUCUGGAAGAUAUGGGUAUGGGGAGAAUUCGAGUUGUGGCUGGCGGUGUAUGCGGCUAGUGCCCCGGCUCUAAAGCCAUUCUUCAAGCGUUACGUCGACAGAUUAUCCACGAGCAGCGCCUCAAGACACGGACCAAACCAAGUCUACCUGGUUCGCGGCGAUGCCCACGGAGGUCUUGGCAGGGUCGAGCGAAUCUGGGUGACCAAGAAGCGCAAACCUGAUGCCUAUCUGGAAUUGUCAAGUGAUCAGAAAACAAAGCGGGAUGAGCUUGCCAAGAAAGACAACCAUAUCAUGAAGUCAGUGGAAUAUGAUGUCGAGCCAUACGAUGUGGAAGCCUUGCCUCCGCUUUCAACAAAUGCUGGACCUUCAACUGCAAAGAAUCGUAUGGGUAGGAACCGAUGA
This is a messenger RNA of Cyphellophora europaea CBS 101466, 1197 nucleotides long. RefSeq lists its product as uncharacterized. NCBI's taxonomy places the organism in Eukaryota, Fungi, Ascomycota, Eurotiomycetes, Chaetothyriales, Cyphellophoraceae. The record is from RefSeq and is a predicted model, not a curated record. The coding region runs from base 1 to 1197 and encodes 398 amino acids. The transcript has 4 exons.